Messenger RNA from Petromyzon marinus (sea lamprey), 3794 nucleotides. Lineage: Eukaryota; Metazoa; Chordata; Hyperoartia; Petromyzontiformes; Petromyzontidae. The record is from RefSeq and is a predicted model, not a curated record.
CACACGCACACGUGUACACACUCACACGCACGCGCGCACGCGCACGUCCCGCUCUCCACCUGCGUGUGCCGCGCUCCCCCAGCCCCCUUCGCCGCGCCGCGCAGCUCGCUUCGCCAUUUUUGCCGAACUGAGCCAGCGGCGGCUCCGAGCCGCGCUUGCUGCUGCUGCUGCUGCAACCAGAGACCUCGGUCCCGCUUGCUUCAUCCAGCGGGUCGCCGGGCGUGCGACUCGUGAACGAAUUUCCGGAGCGAGGGCGGCGUCUCGCAGCUGCGAGCUGUGAAGGCGAAACAAAGACUGUAGGCCCUGCAAGCACUACUACCACAGUGCAGCAUGGUGAAGGUGGGAGCCGGGCUGGGCGGGAAGCCCUGUGGAGAUGGCGGGGUCCCUCCCGGGGCCCCAGAGGGACCCCCGUCGUGGGAAGGGGAGGGCUCUCCGGCACUCAUGUCCCCGCUGGACGUGACGCAGCUGCAUUACCCGGUGCCGGACAAGAUUAUCAUUAAGACCAGGACAAACUUCCAACCACAGCCAAAGAGGAGAGGCAAACUCGGGAUUCCAAACGUCACGGAGUUCACGGUGAACUUCAACGACAGCGCCUCCGAGAAGUUUAAGCUCACUCUGCUGGUGAUGUUCGGCCUCGCGUUCCUGGCCUGCGUCGUCUUUCUAGUCGUCUACAAGGUGUACAAGUACGAACAGAGCUGCCCAGAGGGCUCCUACCUGCAGCACAAACGCUGCGUGCCCGUGGGGCUCAUGGAGUCGUACUACGCUGGGGAGGGGGUGGAGCCCCCCGGCCGCUUCCUCACGCUCGUCAACCGCUACACCGUGGUGAGGCAGUCCCUGUCGCACACCGCCUCCCACCAGCCCGCGGCCCGGGACAACAACAACAACAACGACAACGAUGACGGCGGUGACGACGGCGACGACGCAGGAGCCUCGCCCUGGGGGGGCGGCGCCGGGACUGAGAUCGGGGCCGAGGGCAAGGGCGUCGCGGGGGUCGCGGGGGGCACGCCCCCCCCGGCCAGGCUGGAGGAACCCAGCGCCUCCGUGUGACGUGGCUGCGGCGGCGGUGGUGGCGCGCGUUUCGAUUCGGCGCACGCACACGCACGCUGGGGCGCAAAGACACGGGUGCACGCACGGGAUAGCGAUCCACGCACACAGCACACAGCGCAUGCACCCGCACGCGUGCACACGCUCACACGCACGCACCACGCACGCACUCAUGCGCACGUGUGGACACGCACGCCGUGCGCGCGGGGGUGAGGCCACGAGCGGUGAUCGACCGGACACGCACGCGGCUGCCGCUGACACGCGCGCAGAUUUGGGAAAUUUGAGCCCGAUUUGUCUCCUCCUUCUGCUCGUUCCGCUUCGCCUCGCCCCGUUUAUUCGCGGUCGGCAGCCCUGCUUCUGAUCCUCCAAUUCUGCUCGUUUCUCACUCUCACCGCUCUCCUUUUUUCUUUUCUUCCGAAGGAUCCCCUUAACGCCCUCGUUACCGCUGCUGCUUGGCAGCUCCCAGCGUUCAGACCCACCUACGGUGACCGGUUUAACCGCGUUCGCGUAGAUCUUACUUUUCUACCUGCCAGGAAUCCGCAAUGUCACGGGUAAUUUCCUGUCACCUCUCCACGUGCACCAGCCACUCUGAAUCCGAUUCCUCACAUCUGCACGAGUCACAUUGUUCUGUAUUAUUCAUUGCUAGCGACACGACAAUACUGUAAGGAGCCUUACUGCUACUCGUGAGCAUUAAUUUAUUGACGUGUGUGUGUGUUCAACUGGUAUUUAUGUAUUUCUUUGAUUAGCUAGUCGCGUAUUUAUUUAUUUAUUUAUUGGCUUACUUGAUUGGAGCGCUUAUGAAACAAAAGCGCGCCUUGAGCCGAGAGGUUUGCUUGAGAAUGACGGAGGGUGCCGGGGACGAGGGUUCGUCGAUCAGAAGCCACGAGGUAGGACGCGUUGCGGACAUGCGGUCAGAGACACCGGCCCAUCACGGGGAACCCUGGCGACUCCAAGGGGAGGGGGCGAUGGUGGAACGCGUGGCGGUGCACGUGUCGAUCACCAACCCCGCACAUCCCUCCAGCGGCCACCGUCCCAUAGACACCACGUCACCUCCUCCUUUGCGUUGUGUUUAACUCUUUUAUGAUACUGACUUGUCGCGGCUUGGAGUUGUUCAGUGGCAUCCGGCUCAACACUUACGUAUUAAUGACAAGUGUGCUUUGGUGUGGUAGGCGAUGCUGUGUAUAGCUCCAGUGGGUGAUGACGGGACAGAGGGGGUAGGGGCGAAGGUAAGAGCGAGACUGCUCGGUUUGAUCCCCGUUGCAGAGAAAUUAAGAGGUGGGGGUGGGUGGAGGUAGUGGGGGUAGUGGAGGGGUGUCGUUUGGUUUAGAGGCAGUGUCGGCUCGUGGCUCCAGGUUUAGGAUGCUCCACACAUCACCCCGAGUUUUCCAGCCUCGGGUGACAAGUGCCAAUAUAUUUUCUGAGUAACUGGAAUGCGAAGGUGACAAUGUGAAGAUGCUGAUGGUGCGGAUGAUGAUGGCCCAAUGUAAACCAACUCUGCUGGUAAGAAUAGGUUAAUGUUAUUUUGAACCCAGUCUCCUCGUGGCAAGCCCUCUAAGCGAGCCCUCUUCCGAGAGGUCCUCACCGCCAAAGCCCCCACGCCCAGCUGCAUCCUCAAGUCUCAAAAAUAGCGGUCGAGGCUGUGGCCGAAUCCCUGCACCUCCUCCACCCACGAGGUUCUCUCCAGCUCAGAGAACCUGGUGGGCAGAGUCAACCAAGGGGAACGAGGAGGAGCCACGUGCUCGAAGUGCCGUGGUUGGUGUUACCGUAUCGAGCAGAUAUUAAAUCUCAUCUCGUUGUUCUGCAGUAGCCGAUGGUUAGACACACAAAGUCAUGAAUCGAUCUUCCCAGGAGAACUGGCCUGCGGAGAGCCCAGCACUGGUGCAUCAACACCAUCAUCAUCAUCACCCGUUGCCUUCGCGUUCCAAUCAUCAACGAACUCACCUGCGCGUGUCACCCGAGACUGGAAAUCUCGCGGGGGAUUAUCGCCUCUUGAACCUGGAGUCCCGAACUCGCCGCUGCCUGCAGUUGUGUUUCAGGGGGGUGCAGGCGCGUGUACUCGGCGCGGCUCCCAAGUGCGAAUACCCUCAUCCUUUGUGUACUUUGUGAGUUUCACAUAAGUCUGGGCACUACCUCCGGCGCAGCCUAGGAGGAGGAUGGUUCUGAAUGGAGGGAGAGGCGGGUGGUCGUUGCUGUUCUUCAGGGGUUGGCCGUGUACUUCAGAGACCCACUGCUUAUAAUCUCCACGGACUCCGUAGCCGUAACCAUGAAGGGCGCUACCGGAAGAGAAAACAACCGAAGGGAAUUAAGAAUUAAAUCAACUUGCAACUGCCCCUCCCCCCCCGCCGCGACUGCGGGGCGUGGUAAAAAUACAAAACGCAGCCGCGACCAAUAAUCAGAGUUGGCUUUGGGGCUCAGAGAGAGAGAGAGGGUGGCUGUGGGCGCGCCGCGUCGCCGCGCGUGUGUGCACGUGUGUUGAACUUCUUUCGCACCGCACGUAGCCAACCGCGCUCAUCGGAGUGUCGGGGGAGGACAGCGGACGGGCGUGAGAACGAGGGGUGAGGGUUUCUGUUUGGUCGCAGCAGUUUAUUUAACAUACGUUUCCCCCCACCCCCCACUUCAGCUCCCGGGCAAGUAACUGCCCGCGUCUCAGACGAUGAUGUUUGCGGGAUGGCGCAGGCGAAACUGGAAACAGCCGGGGUUCUUUAGGGGGUCCAUAGAGGUGACGCAGCGACCCCCCCCCCAAACACCCA